CUGCCGCCUCAAACUUCGAAACCGACGCGGACGGACGGGCUGCUCAAUUCCCCAACGACUCGCACAAAGAGAGAACGCUCGCGCUUCUGUCGUGUCGUAUCGGCACAUUUCUCGGUUUUUCGUGGCACUUUCAACGCUGCUAAGUUGGCGACGACAGGAGGCGGCGUACGAUACUUGAAGGCUCUGUUUUCUUUUUUUCUCUAAUUUCUUUCCUUUCUUUCGUUAAAACGAAAGCGACAAUAAGGUAAGGGUGCGGAUCAACACCCUUCCAGCUGGUCAUCCGCGUAAAUUUCCCAGCUUCUUCCGUCGAGGGGAGAGAGGAGGAUAAGAGACCGUCUUUUUUCUUGAGGAACCUUUCGCGGUCAUCACCGUUUCUUCGAUUCCUCUACCAUACAAGACGUCCACUUGAGGGACUGGGAAACGUGACAGCGACACCAUGCGUCACCCCUGCGCAUUCGUCGUUGCUUUCAGCGUGGCACUGACACUUUUGUUCGCGCCCACUCUGGGAUUGUCGUCAGCGUCUUCACGACCCUCGGAAAACGAGGGAGGCACGUCGUGGGCGGACGAAGAGCUCGAGUACGCGGCCAGCGGCGGCCUCAUGGAGACUUCGGGAGGCGACGAAGAUGGCGGUGCGGACCUGGGCGGUGCCGACCCGCAGCAGCCGGGGCGACUGCCACCGCCGACGGCGGACAAGCGCAACCUGGCGGCCCUGGCUCGCAGCGGACGGCUGCCCCGGUUCCACUACAACAAAAAGCUCGGCCCGGCCGCCUCGCCCCUGCAGCCCGCCACGUCGCGGGUGUUCAUGGCUGGCCGGAGACUGCUGCCCACCGUCGGCGGGGGAGCCGCCAUGCCUCCGAUGCUGCGUCAGCACCAGGGCGGAGGCCAUGGCUGGCAACCCGAUGCCUGGACGGCGGCGGGCGACCAGGCGCUUCAGGGCGACGCGCCCGAGAAGAUGGGCGUCGUCGAGGCGCUGGGCCGCCUGUCCGAGGCCGCCAUCUUCCCCUACAUCGGGCCGCAUAGGUGGAUAAAGCCGUGGUUCUCGUUCUUGCCGUCUGUGCGUGUGCGAAGAGACGUCUCCAGCGGCCAAGGGCGGCGGCGGCAGCAGCAGCAACAACAGCACGAUGAAACGCAGCGCGAAGAUCAGCAGCGGUUCGGAGGAGAGCCGGCGUCAGCAUCGGGCUCGCAUCAGCCCGCGUCGCCGGGGCGUGCCAAGCGCAACGUGGCCGCCCUGGCGCGCAACGGCUGGCUGCCUCCGACCGCAGCGGCGGCGCCCUCAGAGGCGCGAGGAACCAGGGCCGAGUUUUUGCGUCGCUUUUCGGGCUCUCAGGCCCACGAGGCCAGCGCGGACGAGGAAGAAGGGUUUGUGCCGGAGGACGAGGCCUCCGACUUACCCGAGUGCGUCGACGAUGACGACGAGGAUGCGGACGAUAUCUUACUGGUGCCAUCAUUGGAGGAAGUCAAACGAAACUUGGGACGCAUGGCCAGAAUGGGCAGGCUUCCACCAUUCAACUACCGUCGUCCCUUACUGAAUACUGACGUGUCCGAGGCGACGUCUCCGUGGCCCCAGGACAGGCCUAAGCGCCUUGCGAAGCGCUGCCGGCCCCGCGGCGAGAACAAGCGCAACGUCGCCGCCAUGGCGCGCAAGGGGGCGCUGCCGCGCUCAUGAGCGGCCCCGACACCAGCGCCCUCUCUGCGUCACCUCUGCCGCCACGUGUGUCUCUAUCUCUCCUGUCUUCCCAGCGGUCAUCUAUGCGCUGCCCGAGGGGCACCACGAAAUCUCGCAGGAAUACGAUGUGUCUCAUAAACCGUGACUUCCGCCGGGACCCCGUCAAUUCCCUUGUUGCCACCCGCUACUGCUGACCCCAUAGACGUGCCCCGGAUACCAUUACACGCCCCUUUGUAGCCUGGCGGUUGUUCGUCGUCCUCCCCCGCUUUGAUUGUUAAUACGCCAUACGCUUUCCAAAAUACAAGAACGCAGAACUCACGUUCUCGGGAUGAGCUUCGUGCGGUCGCUCUAAGAUCGUCGCAUAUCAGCUGACGGGAUGCAGUUUUAGAACACUCUUUUUUUUUUUUUGUGACCAGGUUUCUUACUAUUCCCCUCCUUUCUUUUGUUCUUUCGCGUAGUUUCGCAGUGCUGGACAUUUUUUACCCCUCUGCAUCUAACAACGAGGCGUUUAAGUAAAAAGGCAAGCCAAUAUGAGAAGCUAUCGACAGUAUGAUUACAACCAGAAUUUCUUAGCGGAUUGGCUGCCCUCGCACUGGACUACGUUAUUCAAGAGCGUCGUAUAGGGCAUCCGUUUGUUUAUGUCUUAGCUGCUGUUCACAUAAACUCUGUUGCCUCACUCAUGUUCUUUCGGUUCGUGUAGCGUUGUCAUAUGAAUCAUUGUUCAUAUUUUUUUUCUUUUGUUGUUCUUGUGAGCACACAUGGAACGCAUGGGCCUACAGGAGUCUCCAAAAAGUCAUUUUCUAAUGGCACGAACUUCAAAACAUGGGGCCGCCAAGUUGCAUUCCAUGAACAAGCGAGCCUAAGCAUAAUUUUGGCAUACUUGAAGUUGGCUUUGAGACAGUACAAUCUACUGCCUAGUUUCUGAAGUUCUCUCACUGUUAGCUUUUUGAUUCUUCUUCUAGCAACCGUAGACUUGGAUAACAACUUGUGGUUACAGCGGCGGCACACACUGUAGGUAUGCAGGUUGCGAAUGACCUAAUGAACGUGGCUAUUAAGAAGCAAGAGAUUGAAUCGGACUUGACUGGUCUUAACGGUUUCCUUUUUUUUUUGGGGGGGGGGGGGAUUCACAGUGAUUUCCUAGGAAUGCUAACUGUAUGCUUGCUUGCCCACAAUUCAUCUAUGCUCAGAUUUUUUUUUUUUUUACGCUGUUCAGAGUCGCUCACGGGCACAGCUGAGCAAACUCAACCAGAAGAACUACUUUUUCUGUUAUCUUCAUGUCGUGCAAUAUUUUGUGAGCCUAGAGGAGUAGUGACGUUCUGUUCUCCUACUUGCCUGAAUUAUUCAUAAACCCGUUUUCUAUUCACCCUCUGUCGUUUUCUCGGCUUUUUGAACUUUUGAAGCAUCCUUUCAGGAGACGACGGCAGUGUAUAGACGGUGAGAUCACUCAGCGUCAUUUAGACGCGAGACCUGACUAUGGAAGGUAGGCCAGAGCCUUCGAGAAUGAGCCUUAGUCAGGGCAUUGUUCUGCGCGAAUAAGUGGUUUUAAAAAAAAAGUUCCAGGUAGAUGUGCAAACUACUCUUUCCCCCUUUCCUAUUGCAAGCCUGGUACAAAAUGAAGCUUUCAGUUCUUGACGAGCAGUCUAAUGGUAAAAGUCAUUGUCUCCUGUUCAAUGCAGAGCGCCGUGAGGGAUCUCUCUUUUUUUUUUUAGAACAUGUAAGAUGGUUAAGCGACAAAGGAAGAUCCGUUUGUUCCUAUUGUUGUGCCUAGUUUUCUUUCAGAAGUAAUAUAAGACGUUGACUAAAGAAUGCAAGACAUGUCCGCACUUUCUUAACUGAAGUAUUACAUCAUCGUGCGAGUUUUUCUGACCAUUCUUAAGGUCGUCGCUAUUCAGGUGAAUGAGCGUGAAUUCAUACUUUUCUUUUUAUAUAUGAUUCGGCCGGGACAGAAUUUGUUAUUUAUGCAUGAGUGGGAGCUAACGCUGCAGACGUAGUACAAUUGAAGCUACUAAGUGAAGGGUUUUGAGAGAACUUUUUCGUCAGGAUUAAUGGCCAUUCAAGAGUUAUCGCGAGUUCUUGCUUAGGAAGUGUCAUUUUCUUUUUCAACCAGCUGGGCCAAUAGCACUUUAAUAUGCGGUCUAAAUUUGCUGGUGACACUUGCACUCAUCUAUUUAGACUAUCGUGACGACUAAUACGAAGGACGUGAUUGAUCUUAACUUGUAACCGGGAACUCAGUCUCAAAGUCAAUAUUUGGAGACAAAGAAAAUGCAGUACCUACCCAGGACAUGUUGCGACAUGUUGGGACAUGAGGGGUGAAUUUGCACAACUGAAAAUUGGACCACUGAAUGCUGUUCGCUGAAUUUAAACUUACUUUAAUGGAUGACCGCUGCAUCACAGGGAGGUACACCAUAGACGUUCAUUCAUUUUCACUUCUUAUUUUUCAAUGCAUGUGUGUUUAACUUGGAUUUCACGGUAUGUAUGCGUGUUGAAAUACUUAUUUAAUACGCAGUGGCUAAAGCAUUGUCCGAAAUAUAAGCAAUUUCCUAGAUUUUAGAGCCACCGCACGAAGCUUUGGUCCCGGAAAAAAAAUUCUACGAAGUUGCAGGGAUCGUGGGCUGGUAUAAGGACAUUUGUUAUUGAUGACGUAUCGCCGAAUGUUCUGCCAUUCUGAACAUAGCUGUUGCUGCCCUUCCUGCUUACUUAUACGCAAGCAUUCGUACGUCCUGAAUUUUAUGCCGUUGUCUGUACUGAGUAUCUAUGAACUACCGUAUGCUGCUUCAAUGAAUUAUUUGUUAUUUACUGCAAUGUACGAACCUCGCUUUCUACGAGGGGGCCCGUUUUAUUUGCAGAUUAUUUCCAUGCCAUCUUGAACCUUGGGCUCCGAUGUAACGAGAACGGAAUUAUUGCUGAGACUAAAGUUUCCAAUGCAAAAUAUGAAACCGAAGCAAAAGAAACACACAAACAGAGGUGAUAACGCCAUGCUGUGUUGCUGCUUGUGUUUCACCCCCGUUUCUUUUUUACUUUUUUGUUGCGUUUGUAAACACAUGUCUCAGCAAGAAUAAAACUGCUGAAAACUGGGAUACGAAACUUUUCAUUAGUGUCUUCCACUUAGGGAAACAAUUGCCGUUCCGCAACGCUUUGAGAUGAAUGCGAAACAGUGUGCGCGGAAACAAUGUAUGGUACCUCUUCUGUUGGAUCCUCCUUGUGUAGUCGAGUAGUCUGCCCCCUCGACUGAAAGUAGUCGACACUUACUGUCCUGUUAUACAGGGUGUUCAUUUUUAAGUUUUACGCAAUUUUUAGAAAUAGCCUGUGGCAGGUAGCAUAAUUCUUAUCAUUCAGCUGGGUUAUUCGAUGAGGCGGACGUUAGUAGCUCGAGAAAUCUAAACACAUAUUCAACUAAUUAAAAAUAAUGACUUAUUAACUUCUUAGUUCAUUACUUUACGACUCAUAUUGCAAUUUGCGAAUUGUAGCCGGUGAGCUUGUCAGGCGUAUACACUUGGAAUGAAUUACCACAAUGACACCAGUUUGGAGAUGUGCGCCAUCAAACUGGCCGUAAGAAUGCACCGUUGUUCCACUUACUUUUUUUUACCAAAAUGUUGUUUUAUACGUUGAAGCACAAAAGUAACUGGAACGCCCAUGUGUUUCCUCCCACGCUUUGGGAAAUAAUAUCUCGAAACUGGUGUCAUCCUGGAAAUUCAUUUCAAGUGGAUUCUUCUUGCAAACUCACCGGCUACAAUUCGUAAAUUGCAAUAUGUGUCCGAAAGUAACUAACUAAGAAGUGCAUUAGUCAAUAUUUGUCAAUUAGUUGAAUAUGUGUUUAGAUUUCUCGUGCUACUAAUGUACUCCUCAAUGAAUAACCCAGCUCAUUGAUAAGAGUUAUGCUACCUGCCGCAGGCGAUUUCUAAAAAUUCCAUAAACUUAAAAAUGAGCACCCUGUAUAUAUGCUACCCAAAGGCCACUGACCUUGCCGAGUACAUUGCGCCCUCUGUGAUCAGUCGUUAUGAAUACUGGUGCGACAUUCCGCAAAUGGACUGAAAUCUAAAUUGGUGGGGUUGACGAGGACUCAUAAAUUGUCUCAUAGCCAGCCCCCCCCCCCCCCCCCCCCUCUACUCUCGUCCUGGCAAAAGUUCAGUCACCUUAAUUCCCCCAAAAAAGUACCCGAACGCUUACGCCAACGCGCUUGAUGCGUGUCUGAAGCUGUGUCUUUAUUAAGUAUUAAGUAACAGUUCAUAUAUGACCCGCGCAGCGAUAUUGCAAGAUGCAAUUCACGGCGUUCUACGACGCUCGAUUAAAUUCCUGACCCAGAAAUGCGGGAGCUUUCUUUCUUUUUCUAAACUUUACCUGUUUAUUGAAAACCUCGAGCAAAUGUUCGCUCUUUCGAGGCUGAUUUUCAGAGCUUGCUCAGUUCUUCAUUUAAGCCGCGUAAUGUAUGUAGUGCAGCCGCAGCGUACGUACUUGUCUCUGAAGUAUACUUGAAUCGAUUCUGAUUACCUUUUUUUUAUAAUAACAGCUUCAAUAUGCACGUGCGAGCCUCAUAAGAGCCCUGGCCCACUGAACUGAUAUUAUUCUAAGGGAGGCUGUUGCUACCUUCCUUAAUCAGCAGCACGCAUACUUUCCACGAUAGUACAAGAUUGGCUUAAAAUUUACUGAGGACGCUGUCAUUUCGAGACACUUUGCCCGGCCUGGGUUGUUGCAGGGUUUCAAUAUGUGUUCGUUAGGAAAGGCCUUACUCUAAGCUUGACAUUUCAUUCGAUUUCGUCAGUCUGUAUACUCAGAUAUGAUUAAAAUAUGUAGUCCACGUUGUUUUUUGCCUGUUUAUUCUCAGGGGAUAGCCGCCAAACCAUAUCUUUCUAAAAUUACCAUCAUUUCUGCCCUCUACAAUCUCACAUCAUGCUUUCGGUCCUUCUCCGCCAAUUUUGCCGUAUAUUGAAACGACAUGCUUGUUUCCAGUCUGUUUGUAGUAGUUCACACUUGACGCCUUUUGACUAAGUCAAGAAUACAGCUUCAGGACGAGGUAUUAUUAGACUUAUCGUUGUCUGUUACAUUAAAUGUUCAGGUAUUUAUGAUUACCAUAGAUACUUUUGUCAAGUCGAGCGAACGAGUAAUUGAUUUUAAGCAAUACCACACAAUUGGCUGUCAUACGUUAUUUUUUUGACUAGAUGUCGGAAAAAUGGCAAAUAACUCUUUUUCUAUAUUUUGAAACAUUACAUUACCCGUCAUGCGAGUAAAUGUCUGGAUGUCGCUCACUGUUGUGUUAAAAAGGGCUGAGUUUUUUCACGAAAUCAUUUCUAUUUAAAUUGUCGUUGGCUAAUUAAGUUUCUAGGCAUUCGUAUGUCAAAUAUAUCGCUAUUCUAGUUAAUCGAAGAUUACUCAGUCCUACUCUACACCCUGCUUCGCAUAAUUUGCAAUUUUAGGCAGGCUUUAGACGCGUUAUUCUUAGAAAUAUGUUUCAGAUUUUAUGAGACCUCACAGCCCUCAUACGCAGCUACAAACGCCAGUACACAUUCUCAAAGGCGUCUAUUCGCGGCAAUUUGCUGCCCAUUCUGAUUAAUUAUAAUUAAUGAGAAAUUUACUCUUUCCAAUUUUGUCGUCUCCUCGUUACUGUCACGCAACGGAAGCCUGCGUUAUCUACUCUCAAUUCAAGCAGACUCGUUAAGUCCAGGCACUUACAAACGUCUACCAAAAGUUGGCAAAAAAAAAAAAAGUGGUGCAUUCCCACGAGCAUAGAUUUCAUUGUCAGUUCCGAGAGUAAAAUCGAAAUUGGGCAGGUUGCAACGGAAUUACAACUUUCGCAGACUUCUCAAACGUUGUGUGUGCAGCAUCAUCAAAAUGGCGCUUGGUUUAUGUCGUGUUCGGUGGCUGCUAUCCCAUUCACAAAUUUCAUUUAAAAUCCGCUGAAAAGCGAAUACAGCUCUGUAAUCGCUGUCUUCCUCUCUUUAGGACACUAACUAUGGAAGUCGUCUUUCCGAGAUGGUGUACUCAUAAGUCCUUAGCAUUACAUAGAAUAUUGUCGCACACGAAUGAAAAUUUCCGAGUUAUUCAACACAUUAUUUUGGAAGAUGAAUACCCCUUUCGACGCAACAAGACCUGUAGACUGGCUUGUUGUUCUUCAACGACGAUUAUCUUGAGCACAAAUUCGACAGUUAUAAUACAAAGAAUGAAUUAAGACAAUACGAGUGCUAAAUUUCCUGCUUCCGCGAACCAGUUAGUGCUGCAGUCUCACCCAGGAAAGCCACGAACCUUGCAUGGCAAGUUGCAGACGCGACGUCACCUUCUUCACCUUAUUGUUCAAACAUUUCUGAGAAAUGUGGUCAGUAUAUUCAAGCUUGCACAUCCUUUUAACUAUGGCAUCUCUUCUAACAAAGUACCCGAAAUUAUAAUUGGGCGUAAAGAUCAGGCUGAAGCAAAAGGCUCAUCAGCACCCCUUCAUACGCUAAGGGAUCUGAUGAAAUCACUCAAGUUCCGGAUGUAUUUCUUUUGAAAUAUCUACCCAUUUAUGUGCAAAUUUCUGUUGCGUUACGAAACUUCUUUGCUUUAGAAACAAAUCCUGUGUUGAAGCUCGUAUGACCCGCAUAGUUGUUGUUUUCCCCGGUGCUGUUGUAACCCACAGUAGUUGUCGGGAGAUGCUUGUGACGCGCUUUCGGGCUUUCUAUAGUUAACUGUUACUUUCCGCGCUCUCUGUGCACGUGCUUGUUCUGUUGUCUGCUUUUGCAACAUUGUUGUCACGCGAAAAGCGAGUUGUUGUAGAAGAAUAAAAAAGGGAAAUGUCUGGACAAAUAUGCAUUGCAUACAAAGUUCUGCUACGGGACGCCCCAAUGUACCGACGAACAAAGCGUCCCGAACUUGUAGGUAGCUGUUAGUCGACACAAUAAACGCUGUUAUUCCUUAGAAUGCAGUCAGCGUUUGGCA
Molecule: messenger RNA, 8572 nt
Organism: Dermacentor silvarum
Lineage: Eukaryota; Metazoa; Arthropoda; Arachnida; Ixodida; Ixodidae
Exons: 6
Coding region: 437-1666 (409 amino acids)
Source: RefSeq, a predicted model, not a curated record